Molecule: messenger RNA, 566 nt
Organism: Klebsormidium nitens
Lineage: Eukaryota; Viridiplantae; Streptophyta; Klebsormidiophyceae; Klebsormidiales; Klebsormidiaceae
Source: the annotation of a GenBank genome assembly
AUGGUGAAGAAGCAGAAGGAGGGGAAGAUUAUGAAUCCUACGGACGCCCAUCGCAAGAUGGAGCGAAGGAAGGAGCUCCAGCGGAACAAGAAGGAGCGCAUGAAGGUGCGGGAGGUGGGCGUCCUAAAGAAGGACCCCAACGCGAUCAAGGCGCAGAUCGACAAGCUCGAGCAGAUGCAGGCCGACGGCGCACUGGACAAGACGCGGCGGCACAAGAAGCGACAGCUGGAGGAGAGCCUGGACAAGGUGGUCAAGAAGCAGAAGGAGUACGAGGAGAAGAUGCGGGAGAAGGGAGAGGAGCCGGUUAUGUUCAGCCACUUGGCACCGCCGAAGCCCAGCAUGGUCGUGCCCUUGAAUGACGUCAAGGUCGCGGGCGACUAUCCCCGUCCGGAGGAUUCCGUGUACUAUCAUCCGGAGCUCAACCCCCAGGGACUUCCGCCGGGGGGCAAGCCCCAGAUGUACCGAGCACGCCCGGUCGAACCCAUCCCCUCCCCUGCUAAGCAGACCGACGCACCCCCCCUCGCACUCCCCAUCCCCCCGCCCCCCAAACCCCCUGCCCCGAAAGA